GUAUACUUUUAUUGAUUAGACAAUGAACGAAAAUCAACAAACUGACCUAAUCUUUUCUGUAAAGGAUUACAAAUCUUCAGUAAGAAAACACGAACCACGAACAGAGAAAUAAAGCUGUCAUCAGAGUCCUCACUUUUCUAAUUAUAGAGACGCUCUGUCUCCCUCUAGCGGCAGCUAUUYAGAGCUACACCGACUGAAGCCCUGCGACGAGGAGGGGCACACAAUUAUUGGGAUUCUACCCAAAUUUAAAAGAAUAUUUAUCAAGUCUUCUGGGKGUUUUUUGUGGAAUUGCACGUAUUUGGACAACAGUUCACUUCACUGUUGGACUUGCUUGAGAAAUGACAUCACCGAAGUCUUUACUGGAGUGGUGCUGCGUCACAUGCGCCGGUUAUCCCGGUGUGGACAUAAAGGACAUGUCUUCCUCAUUCAGGGAUGGACUUGCAUUUUGUGCCAUCAUCCACAAACACCGACCUGACCUGAUAGAUUUCAGUUCCCUCUGCAAAGAUGACAUUUAUCAAAAUAACAAACUGGCAUUUGAAGUUGCAGAAACCAAACUAGGGAUCCCGGCGCUGUUGGACCCUAAAGAUCUGGUCUCUGCCAAAGUCCCCGACUGUUUAAGUGUCAUCGCCUACAUUUCUCAAUUCUACUACUCCUUCUACAGAAAGCCUUGUG
This is a messenger RNA of Austrofundulus limnaeus, 672 nucleotides long. Its product is annotated as MICAL-like protein 1. The record is from RefSeq and is a predicted model, not a curated record. Gene Ontology annotation, molecular function: protein binding. Lineage: Eukaryota; Metazoa; Chordata; Actinopteri; Cyprinodontiformes; Rivulidae.